This is a messenger RNA of Eimeria tenella, 2082 nucleotides long. Its product is annotated as WD domain, G-beta repeat-containing protein, putative. NCBI's taxonomy places the organism in Eukaryota, Apicomplexa, Conoidasida, Eucoccidiorida, Eimeriidae. The record is from RefSeq and is a predicted model, not a curated record. The coding region runs from base 1 to 2082 and encodes 693 amino acids. Gene Ontology annotation, molecular function: protein binding. The transcript is spliced from 9 exons.
AUGAAGGGGGAUGCCGUAGACACAGAGAGACAACGCAGAGGGGACCGCUGCCGCAGAGCAGCAGCAGCAACAGCAGCAGCAAAAGAAACGCUGGAAAAGAGAGGAGCAGACGAUGCAUGCACUGCAGCUUCUGCGGCAGAAGAUGACCAGGCAUGCAGCGCCAGCAACAGAGGCAGCAGCAGCUGCAGCAACAGCUACAGCAGCAACUGCAGCAGCAGCAGCGGCGAUCUCUUUGUUGUCGGGAUGUAUCAGUAUGACGAGGCCACACGGUCCCGUAGGGGGGGUCUUUCAUUUUACAGCGUGCAGCAGCAGCAGCAGAGUGCAGCAGCAGCAGCAGCAGCAGCAACUCCUUCUGUGAGCUGCAUCCUACACCAUCCGACAGAAUCCUUCGGCUGUCUGGACACCCGGUGGCUGUGCGCUGCUGAGGGUUGCUGCUGCAGCAGCUUCAGCAGCAGUCGCAUAUUACCACACGAGUUUGAGUCUCUUCUCGCAGUUAUAGGCUCGGACUGCGCGCUGCACGCCUUUCGGGUGUGUGGACACCCUGAAGAGGAGGAGCAAGCCAAUAACAGCAGAACGAGCAGCAGCAGCAGCAGCGGCGGCAGCAGCAGCAGCAGCAGCAGCCUCCGUUGCAGUGCUGCUGCUCGAGUGCCCCUGCUUCAGGCUCCAGGCCGAGACCAGAUAGGCUUGGGCUUGGAUGCCCUUCAUGGCCAGCCAAAGUUCAUAGCAGCAACAUGCUCUGAUGGAUCUGCUGCUGUGGUGACGGACUUGGAGUUCUUGUCGCUUCUUUGGAGGGCUCAUGAUGCAGAGGCUUGGGCUGUGGCUGUCAGCCCCCACAGCAGCAGCAGCCUCAUUGCCACGGGGGCCGAUGACUGCCGGCUGCGUCUGUGGGACAUUCGGAGCUGCUGCCGCUUUGCUGCACUAGAGACGGUCAUCAGCAGCAGCAGCAGCAGCAGCAGCAGGAGCAGCAGGAGCAGCAGCAGGAGAAGCAGCAGAGGCAGCAGCGCGGAGCGCUCCCCGUGCCUGCGCGCUGAGAGCAGCAAAAGCCACUCCAUGGGAGUAACUUCUUUAUGCUUUUCUCCCACGAACUCUCAGCUGCUCUUUAGUGGCAGCUACGACGGCUUCAUUCGCUGCUUCGACCUGCGGCAGCUAAAGUACCCCCUGUCUUCAAGCCAGGCUUCAGGGGGCCUCUGGCGGCUGCGCCUUUCACCGGGGGCCCCCAGCGCUGGCUCUGGGGGCCCCCGGGGGGCCCCUGGCGCUGCCUCUGGGGGCCCCCGGGGGGCCCCCGGCGCUGCUUCGGGGGGCCCCCGGGGGCCCCCCGAGCCGCCCAAGGGCAGGCAGCAGCGGCCGCUGCUUCUUGCUGCUUGCUGCCACGGGGGCUACGAAGUUUGGGAAAUGGAAGAAGCAGAAGACGGUGCUGCACCGGUGCUGCAGCAGCUCCUGCAGCAGCAGCCUCACGAGUCUAUGGCUUACGGUAUCACUCAGCUCUGCUGCUUACCUCAGCAGGAGCAGCAGCAGCAGCCACAGCAGCAGCAGCAGCGCUUCAUCGGGGCCUCACCAACGGGGGAGCGUGAGCUGCAGCAGCAGCUGCUGCAGCUGCUAGAGUUGCUGCUCCAGCAGCAGCAGCAGCUAGCAGCACCAUCGCUGCCGCCUUUUAGAUCGGGCUUCAGCAGCAGCAGAACGGGGCGACAGCGGACUCAAGGGCGGCGGAGCAGCAGCAUAAGUGCAAAGAAGCGGCGGCAGGAAUUGCUGCUGCGGCUGCAGCAAGUUUGCUGCAGCAGGAGCAGCAAGAGAAAUCGACAGCGGAUUGGACAAAGGCAAGCCAUAGUAAGACAGCGGCAGCAGCUGCGCCUCAUAAGGACUUGGCCAGUAAACAGAACUCAGGCCUUCUUUCCCUGCUGCAGCAAAGGGGCCCCCAGCAGCAGCAGGGGCCCCCUGCAUCAUUGCUGCUGUGGCUACAGCAGGCGAGGCCCCGCUGCAGUCCCAUACGGGCACAUACUGUGGCCAGCUAGCGCCGCCUGCAGCAGCAGCAACAGCAGCAGCAGCAACAGCACCAUUGGAAGCAACGGAGCCGUCGCUGGGUAG